Paramuricea clavata is the source of this 3145-nucleotide messenger RNA. The record is from the annotation of a GenBank genome assembly. NCBI's taxonomy places the organism in Eukaryota, Metazoa, Cnidaria, Anthozoa, Malacalcyonacea, Plexauridae.
ACUCGGAACCAGACCCCGAACCACAAGGUAUAUACUUGUUCAAAGUUAUUAUCUGAGAUGUUUGUUACUUCUCUGGUUUUGUGCUGUAAGCUGACGCACAGCUCCUAUAGGCCUUAUACGCAUAGAUGAGUGAUAGCGAUUGGCCAUCAUGCAUGGAAUAAACAGCUUCGAAUACUUGCACGAGUUUUUUGCAGAUUCAGUGAUAGCAAUGACAAUGUUGAAGAUUGUUUUGCAUGUUUUGUGCAAAUCCAAGUUCAUCUAUUGCCAACAGGAAUUAUUCUAAGGAAAUUGUUCAACCCUAAGAACUUAAGAUAUCUCAAAACAUAAGUGAAACAUCUAUUCGACUACAUUGAGUAUCUUAUUUACAGCUUUCUUAAUCGCGGUUUGUUUUGGAGAAUUUCGACGGCCGUUUCCAGGUUUAGUAUAUGCAGUGAAAAGGAAUUAAUGUGUUGUCUUGAUAACACGACAAAAAAUACGCCAUAUACUUAUCACCAAGGACCGAGUGACUCGGUCCGAGUCUCAGCAAAUGAUUCGGUCUGUUCUCACCAUUACAUACACCAAGGGCAAGGUUUAGACUGCUGUAUAAAAUAUAUCUUCACCUGUGUGCGCGACACCAGCAACAAGAAUUCAAGAUUGUAAAAACACACUGAUAUCGAAGCUCGGGUAGAUAUUGACCAUGUAUAUAUAGCUCAGUUGGUAGAGCAUUGGACUAGCAAAUCAAAGUUUGCAGGUUCGAUUGCCACCGCGGUCAAGCACAUCUUUCAGCUUGCCGCCAGUGUGGACACACUCAGAGCAACAUCACAAACACUUUCAAAUUUCUGGAAGAUUGGUCACUUCUGUGGCUGAAAUUUUUCAUUGUACAUGUUAGUGAUUCAUUUUCCUUGUGAAAUACCUGCAUGUUAUUUUAUUUAAGGUUACAGAACACCUUUGAGUGUUAAUUUUUCCUAAAAUUUUUUUAUUGGUUUCCAUGAAAGCAUUGGACUAGUUCUACUAUCUGACCAAGUUUGAACGAAAAAUGUUGAAAACUCGCAAAGUUAUUUAAUAAAAUACAUUUCGCUGGAAUAAGAAAAACAUUGAAAAUGUAAUAUUCAAAUUCAAUUUUCUCCCGAAAAAUCUUACGGUAAUUACUGAUUUUCAAACGAGUUGUGCUCCUGCGGGUUUUGACAAAUUUUUCUCAAAUUUUCACAGGACAUAGCUAAAGACGUCAGUUUCAAAAUUGUGUUCAAUUGGCUUUGUUCUAAUUUUGGAUAUUUUAUUAAUAAGGAGCAAUUCACUCAAACAAUUCAGAAAUAUAUUGCAGUCGUAAAAGAAAUCGCCAUAUCAGCGGAAUGACGAAAUAAACAAAAAAUUCCGAACACCAUUUUUUAGAACAACUAUUUUACUGUAUAAAAAUGAUAUUUUCAUAAAUAUAACUUAAAACCAGCAGGAGCACAACUCAAAAGCGUAACGGUACCGCGAUUUAAGAUUUCCUGAAUAAUUCUUAUAUUAUUUUAUUGUUUGUUAAUUUUACAACUUUACCAUAUUUUGCAUACACUGGCGAACAUUUGGUGAAAAUUUGAUUCCGCAAAAUGCCAAAAAGGGUGUUUUGUAACCUUAAUAAAAUUAUCCUAUAUGAGUAAUAUUCAGUACAGUUUGAUCUUUUGUUUAUACUAAAAUUCCAAAAGUAUUUUUACAACAAUAAAUAAUGGUUACAUAUCCAGCUUAGAAUAAUCCCUGUUUGUCAACCUGACGUUUUUCACGGAACAUAACAUUUCAUGUUUUAACUGUUCCAAAAGUAAAAUUUACCAUUAUAGUCGUUUUCAAAAAUUGUUUACAAAACGUGUACAGAAAUUACUAUCUUACACGUGCAUCAAAGUUGAUUAUGCUUUGUUUUCUAUUUCUAGUUGUGUAUCGGACCACAAAACUCACAAAUGGUGAAAUAAGUCGGGUGAGCCGCGGAGUUGGAGUUGACUGGGACAGUUUAGCAGGACUGUUGGAUAUUCCGUAUUCUGAACGAGAGGAAAUUAGAAUCAACGACCGGAAAUACCCAGAUUCUUAUGCGAAAGCUGGACAGAUUUUAGAGCUUUUUAACGGCAGGUGGGAUUUCAGUCGUCAUAUUCUGGAAAAAUGCGUCGAAGAACUGAAACGACAAGAUUUGAAAGAUGAAUUACAUCCUGUGGAAAAUGAGGUAUUUCGUGAUUUAAAUUUCCUCUGUAAUGAGUAAGAUGCCCCACUCCUCAUUCGAGUUAAACCUGUCCAACUCAUUACCCUGGUUUUCGACCAUCGAGUUUGUUUCUUUUGUCUUACGAGCUUUCGUUUGGAGUUAUGUAUAGACGUGGAGCAUUUGUGUUAUCCUUGUAGAAGCGAUCACACAGUUGAUCACACAGUUGGAAACCGGCCACGAAGCUUAAAAAAGUAUCUAAAAAGCACUGUCAAUGGCAUUUUUUGUUACAAGCAAUUAUAAAACUAUGCAAAAUAUCAUUGGAUGUGCUUUUUUAGAAAGUGAGAGUGGUUGUCAACCGUAAUUUAUUAUUUAUGUGUUAAAAUUUGGAGAUAUUUUCUAGAACAGUUCGAUAUAUCAAUGUUUUAUUUUAAUUGACUGACCAUCUAAUUAGCUUGUGUAUAGUACGGGUAAUCUUCAUUCACAUAUUUGAAAAUGAUAUCAUGCUAAUAAUAAUGAUAUUUUGUGUGGUUGUUUGCUUGUUAAUACAUUGACAUUGACCACUGUGUAUAUGUAAGUAAUGAAACAUCUUGCAAAAGACCUAACUGGACCCUAACUAUUCUUAUAGAAGAUAAUGAAGGAUUAUCUUUCUCCAAAUAGAUCGAAGAAAUAGAACCAUCACCAACGGAACCACAAGUCCAUCCGUACGAAAACGUUGUGUUAAGAAACACGCCUCUCUCACCUCGUGAAAUGCAUAGACUUAGCCGACGCAUAACGGUUGACUGGGACAGCCUCGCUGGUCUCAUGGAUAUAGCCAAAGAAGAGAGGAAUGACAUUCGACAAAACACUAUGUACAAUGAUAACCGUGACAGAGCUGAGAAAAUCUUAUCGAUGUUCAACCACAAGAGAGAUUUCUCACGUGAAAAAUUGGCUGACUGCUUAAAAGGAAUGCGCAAGGAGGAGUUAAUCAGCCCAAUUAUGACUGGGCAGUGGAGAAAUUUGUAA